AUAAAUGAGUGCCAGAAUCUGUAGCUGCUGUUAGCAGCCACAAGGCAAGAGGAAGAGGGCGGCGUGGGGUCUUCCGACCGGUGCUGUGCCGUUGGCUGUCUUCUCUCCUUACCAGUAACCGCAGAUCAACGCCACACGCGUCGGGCCUUACCCCACGUGCGCCGGCGCCACUGAGAUUGCUCGGCUUGGUACGGUCGCGGUCGUCUCACGUGACGAUCACGUGACCCCUACCCUUUAUUACCUCCCUCCGGUCCGCCUUCCCCACUUGCGAGCGGCGAGGGUAAAGCGUCGUCCGCCACCAACGAAGGUUACUUUGUUUGUACUGUUCUUCGAGCGGAUUUGGUCGAGGUCGGAUGGAGGCGGAGAGCCCGUCGAGCUAUCGGUACAUGGGGCGGAGCUACAGCGACAGCGGCGACUCCUCCGGCGCCUUCAGCGACUGCAACAGCGACCAUUCCGGCGAGUUUCCCUCCUCCGGAUCGCCCACCUCGUCGAUUUCUUCGUCUGGCGGCGGACUCCACCGGCUUCUCAUCUCCUGCGCCGCUGAUUACUCGGACGAGGUGGUGCGCGGGCUCAUCUCUGAAAUCGAGUCCCCUUCCGUCACCGUGGAGUCGCAGCGCCGCGCCGCCAUGGAGCUCCGCCUCCUCGCGAAGCACAGCUCGGAGAACCGGCUGCGCAUCGCGGCUGCCGGCGCCGUCGGGCCCCUCGUCGCGCUGCUCUCCCACCCGGACCCCCAGCUGCAGGAGCACGGCGUCACCGCCAUCCUGAACCUCUCCCUAUGCGACGAGAACAAAGCCCCGAUUGCCGGCGCCGGCGCCAUCCGACCGCUCAUCCGCAUCCUACGAACCGGCACCCCCGCUGCCCGGGAGAACGCCGCCUGCGCCCUCCUCCGCCUCGCCCAGCUCGACGACCUCCGGGCUGCCAUCGGCCGCUCCGGCGCCAUCCCUCCCCUGGUGGCCCUCCUCGAGUUUGGCGGCCCCCGCGGGAAGAAGGACGCCGCCACCGCCCUCUUCACCCUGCUCGCCUCCCGCGAGAACAAGGCCCGGGCCGUCGAGGCCGGAAUCGUGCGGCCGCUCCUGGACCUGAUGGCCGACCCGGAGUCCGGCAUGGUGGACAAGGCCGCGUACGUGCUGCACGCGGUGGUGGAGGUGGCGGAGGGGCGGGCGGCGGCGGUGGACGAGGACGGCAUCCCUGUUCUGGUGGAGAUGGUGGAGAGGGGCACCCCGCGGCAGAAGGAGACGGCCGUCCGCUCCCUCCUCGAGAUCUGCAAGGAUAGCGCCGUCUACCGCAAGAUGGUCGCCCACGAGGGCGCCAUCCCCCCUCUCGUCGACCUCUCCCAGUCCGGCACCAAGAAGGCCAAGGAGAAGGCGGAAUCGCUGCUCGAGCUACUGCGGCAACCGAGGACGACCGGCAACUCACACCGGUAGAACUGGACACGUGGCGCGAUUCCAGAGCCGGUGACCCUCGAUGUAAGAUAUGUGACCGCGAGUGACUGUGAAUUUUCCUAAGCCAAUGGAAAAU
This is a messenger RNA of Musa acuminata subsp. malaccensis (wild Malaysian banana), 1518 nucleotides long. RefSeq names its product U-box domain-containing protein 4. NCBI's taxonomy places the organism in Eukaryota, Viridiplantae, Streptophyta, Magnoliopsida, Zingiberales, Musaceae. Gene Ontology annotation, molecular function: protein binding. The record is from RefSeq and is a predicted model, not a curated record.